AUGAGGUCCAUAGCUUCGUGUACUUUCGAAACAUGCCCAGUCGCCGCAUCCCCGUACGGUUACCCGCCAAGUGCAGCAGCAGGAGUCAUCUUCUUCAUCAUCCACCUUGGGUCCUUCGUCGCAUGUCUGGUCUACUCGUUCUAUCUAGCCGAGAUGAAUAGAUGGCUGGAAUUCAGUAUUCCAAUCUCGAUAGGUUGUCUCCUUGAGAGCAUCGGCUACGCCAUACGAAUCGGGAGCGCUUCGGAUCCAUGGGAUGUCUCUUUAUACGCGGCCUCGACAGCAUUCAUCAUAAUACCACCAGCUUUUAUAUCGGCAGCCAUCUACUUGACCAUACCCGAAGCAAUCAAAAUCCUAGGAGCGGAACACUCGCCAAUCUCUGUCUGGCGCUAUAUAGUCCUAACUUGGAUCGACGCAGCUGGAUUCGUCUUUCAAUUCAUUGGACUUGUCGUCUCCUUCUCAGAUAUUUCUUCCGACACGGGCCUCGGCCAUAAUUCCCGUGUCGGUAGUCCCAUUAUCGCCACUGGCAUGGCGAUACAAGCCAUUUCCUUACUCAUUCAUAUAGGGCUAUUCGGUGUAGUUUUAUUCCGAGCUGCCGUAGCAAACAGCCAAUUCGGAUAUACGACGUUCCAUCCGGUUCAUGGUUACGUCCCGAUGGCCUACAGAUUCAAGUUUUUCCUUGCUAUGCUAUUGCUUUCCGCCAUGUGCUUAUUUGCGAGAGCACUUUACCAGACGGUAGUGCUAGCCAACGGGUUAGGGAGCUGGACCGCGAAGAACCAGGCGCUCUUUGCGGGCCUAGACAGUUUUCUUGUUGCGGAAGCUGUUGUUGGGUUGUGUGUUGCGCACCCUGUAACGUUUUUACGGGAUGGAAUAGAAAAAAGAUUAGGUAGCAGAGCUACCAACGAUAUGGCGGACGAGCAGAGGAUAAGUCAGUUCAUGGGAAACCAAUUUAUGGAGAGCCAGUAUAGACAAAGAAGCCUCACGGAAAGUCGAUCGGUAGAGAGUCCUCCAAUAGAGAGCACCCGGGUAGAGAGCCCUCCGGUGGAGAUUCCACCCAUGGAGAAUCAGCAUUUGGAUAUUCAGAAUAGGCAGAGUCAGUACAGGGCCAGCCAACAUUGGAACAGCCAAUAUAGGGCUAGCCAGUAUAAGACCGAUUUCAUAACGUACGGACCUGAUCGCGGACUGAACUGA
Daldinia caldariorum is the source of this 1188-nucleotide messenger RNA. Its product is annotated as RTA1 like protein-domain-containing protein. The record is from RefSeq and is a predicted model, not a curated record. The transcript is spliced from 3 exons. Gene Ontology annotation, cellular component: plasma membrane; fungal-type vacuole. NCBI's taxonomy places the organism in Eukaryota, Fungi, Ascomycota, Sordariomycetes, Xylariales, Hypoxylaceae. The coding region runs from base 1 to 1188 and encodes 395 amino acids.